Molecule: messenger RNA, 1491 nt
Organism: Rhodotorula toruloides NP11
Lineage: Eukaryota; Fungi; Basidiomycota; Microbotryomycetes; Sporidiobolales; Sporidiobolaceae
Exons: 5
Coding region: 1-1491 (496 amino acids)
Source: RefSeq, a predicted model, not a curated record
AUGUCGUCUGGACCGCUCCCUCUUCUUCCACACGAGCUGCACGAGGCGCGCCCUGCUUCUUUCCCGGUUGGACCAGGUCAUGACAGUGCACGGAAUCUGCCGCAGGCAGACCUGCAAUCAGCCCGCUUCCCCGAUGACACCCUCGCUCUCGAAGGCGAAUGCUUCCCGCUGGCUCCCUCUUCAGGCGCGAUUGUCCAGGCGCGCUUGAUCGAUCCCUUCACCGAUGGCGGUCUGAAGAGCGCAAUCCUCGAAGCGACUGGCCUCUUUGGCGCUAACGUCGGCGAGUUCCUCCAGUCUCCAGCCAAUACAAUGCUCAUGUCUGAAGGUGCUCACCUCGCGUUCAGCUGCUCCCACUCCUUUGGCAUUUCGCUCUCCGCCUCCUCGCUCAAAGCGCUCAUGAAUGCGCUAGUUGAGUGCGACCACUGGCGACGUGUGCGCUUCGAAGCCAUGAAGCGCCAGGCAUCGAGGAACGGCCGCGCCAGACCGAGCCCUGGAUUACGCAACUUGCUUGGCACAUACGGCACAUCCAGCAUUGAAGUCGUUGUCUUGCCCUUUGAGCAACAACCUGACGCCGCUCUUGCCUUUGAGGACUCCUCGUCCGCACACGAAGACGAUGAGGACGACGACUUGGACGGCGACUUGACAUUGGAGGCUUACCUGGCCGUUAUAGCUGCUCGAUGUAGGCGGUUGCGCAAGGCGCGCUACUUCGACGCUCAGCCAGACGGACGCCUCCUCCAUGCGGACGGACGCCCUCUCCAGCCUUUCAGCUACCUCACCACCCGACCGAACGCCUCGCAGCCCUCCGCUCCCGCUAUCGUCUUCAACUUCCUCAGCAAGAUCCUCUGGCAUGAGCGCCUCACAGGCCCGACCGUCUGGAACUCGUUCGACCCGCGCGUCCGCAAACUGAUCGACGCCAACCUCGUCGCCGCACACCUCAUCCUCCGCGACCCACUCAAACAGGAGACGGGCGCGAUCAAAUGGGUCAAGUACGAGCCUGGGUGGGGCAGUGGGUGUUUGAGCUGGUUCACACCGAUUCUUUGGGCUGUACAUGCCGAUGAGGAGGUGUCUCCUUCGCCCGCACCUCCGCCUCCGCCUCCGCCUCCGCUCGACUCGACAGACGAAGACGACGCAGACGCGAGACUCGACCCCGUCUUGGCUUCUCCCCUCUCCGCUCCUCCCGCUCCUCCCGCUCCUCCCGCCCCUCCCGUCUCCGUCUCCACCUGGACUCCAACUACUCCCUCCCGACCGCAUGCACCGGAGACGCUCCACCAGAUGCCAAACUCGCCUUACCGCACGCUCAUGCAGGACCGCCAGUCCCGUCAACGUAAGGCAGAAGACCUGCUCGACGAACUACCGGAUCCUGAAGCGAUCGUGCGGAGGAUCACGGAUUUCCAGACGCCGUGGCAGGAGUGUAAGCAGUUGUUGCUCGAUACGCUUUUCGCUGGUGCGUCCGCGUCCCUCUUUGCAGCUUCCGCCGACAAGGCUGCUUGA